AGAGCGGGACGGGAUUAACAGCUGAGCUGGAGACCUGGAGGUGAGGAGAGACUCUGCUCAUGAAAAAAUGGCAUCAGCUAAUGAGCUUCAUUACGGACACAGAGAUUCUGUGGAUCAAAACUUUGAUUAUAUGUUCAAGAUCCUAAUCAUCGGGAACAGCAGUGUGGGAAAGACCAGCUUCCUGUUCCGGUAUGCUGAUGACUCCUUCACACCAGCAUUCGUCAGCACGGUCGGCAUUGAUUUCAAAGUCAAAACCAUCUACAGGAACGACAAGAGGAUCAAGCUGCAAAUAUGGGACACAGCUGGUCAAGAGCGGUACAGAACAAUCACUACAGCAUAUUACAGAGGAGCCAUGGGCUUUAUAUUGAUGUAUGAUAUCACUAAUGAGGAGUCUUUCAGCGCUGUUCAGGACUGGUCCACUCAGAUUAAGACAUACUCAUGGGAAAAUGCUCAGGUGCUGUUAGUGGGAAAUAAGUGUGAUCUGGAGGAGGAGAGAGUCGUCACUGUGGACCGAGGGAGAGAGCUCUCACAGCAACUUGGUUUGGGGUUUUUGGAGGCGAGUGCGAAGGUGAACGUGAACGUGAAGCAGACGUUUGAGUGUUUAGUGGACGUAAUCUGUGAGCGAAUGAAGGAGACUCCGGACUCACUGACAAACAGCGGCGCCCCUCAGAGGGCAGAUCUGAAUCAACAACCACAACGCUCACACAAAGACUGUGCAUGCUGAACACUCGUGUCUGUGUGUAUAGAGAAGGCC
Clarias gariepinus (North African catfish) is the source of this 754-nucleotide messenger RNA. RefSeq names its product ras-related protein Rab-3A-like. The record is from RefSeq and is a predicted model, not a curated record. Gene Ontology annotation, biological process: protein secretion; regulation of synaptic vesicle fusion to presynaptic active zone membrane; maintenance of presynaptic active zone structure. Gene Ontology annotation, cellular component: plasma membrane; axon; synaptic vesicle membrane. Gene Ontology annotation, molecular function: GTPase activity; GTP binding. The coding region runs from base 68 to 724 and encodes 218 amino acids. Lineage: Eukaryota; Metazoa; Chordata; Actinopteri; Siluriformes; Clariidae. The transcript has 5 exons.